Bactrocera dorsalis (oriental fruit fly) is the source of this 1287-nucleotide messenger RNA. RefSeq lists its product as uncharacterized. Bases 164 to 1150 code for a protein of 328 amino acids. NCBI's taxonomy places the organism in Eukaryota, Metazoa, Arthropoda, Insecta, Diptera, Tephritidae. The record is from RefSeq and is a predicted model, not a curated record. The transcript has 3 exons. Gene Ontology annotation, molecular function: lysozyme activity.
ACUCUCUUCGCGAUCGAGUAGCACAGCUAUUGUAGAUGCUCGUUAGUGGCGUUUUGAAACUGAUCGGAAUGACAGUAAUUUAAUUAAAGUGCAAAUUUUCCGAUUUAAGUGUAGAUAUUAAAGAUAUUUUAUUUUUCGAAGACGGUAAAAGUCGCGGGUCUCCAUGCGAACCGUACAUGAAAGCGUUUUCAAACCGAAACUAAAUGGAGAAACCAAAUUUGUAGUGGAUAUACGUCCUAAACACCAUAAUAGUGCGGCACUCUCCAGUACCAAUGCAGCGGCAGCCAACAAUAGUAACAAUGGCAGUCGCGAUUCAUUGUCGGUGAACACAAGAAAUGCAGACGUUAAUGAUAUUCGACUCGAAGCUGGGGCUAAUGUGGGAGCUGUUAUUCCUACGGCAGCUGGUGAUGGAGCUGCCACACAAAGUAGCCCUAAAGACGUCAAUCUACACAAACGCAUUUCGCAAAUGAACUGGUCACGCAUUUGUACCGUUUCAUCGCUGAUUGUGGCGUUCUUGCUGAUUAGCGGCUCGAUUUAUCUGCAUUUACGGCAGAAGCCGCAUCUUGGUCGACUGCAUCAUGGAACGAAGCCUGAGGAUGGUAGUCCAGGCGUUGCAUCAGCUGGAGUAGAAGACAACACCCCAAUCGCCCAACAUCCACCGGUAGCCGGUAGACUGUUUGUGCACGAACCAACGUCGGUUAUCUUUACCAAGAUUUCCUCUGCAACAUCGACGACAUCCCGGACUCAGGCAGCAAAUUCACGGAAUAUUAGCGAAGCUUGUGUACAAUGCAUUUGCGAGACGGUAAACUUGUGUCGCCCAGCCAAAUGUCGUGAUGAUGUGGAUUGUGGCGUGUUUCGCAUAUCACACCUUUAUUGGUUGGAUGCCGGCAAGCCAACACUUGACGCCGACGAUAGCAGCAACAGCAUUAUUAACACAAUGUACACCGACUGUGUCAACAACAUGGAUUGUGCAACACGUGCAGUUACUGCCUACAUUAGCAAAUAUGCACGCGACUGUGAUGGUAACGGAGCAAUCGACUGCCGCGAUUAUAUUGCACUACAUUUGCUCGGUCCCACGGGGUGUGUUCAAUCCAAGGGUGUGUUAGCGAACGCCUUCGAGCAACGUAUGGAAGAUUGUUUGGCGGAAUAAUAAAUGAUGGAAAACCUAGUGUUAGAGUAAAAUAUGGUAUAGUCUGUAAGAAAAUAUGCUUGGUUUCCUAUUACAUAUACGUAUAUUAAUCUAGAUGUAUACACUUGAAUAUGUAUAGCGAGAAAUCAGAUACAUAC